Sturnus vulgaris (Common starling) is the source of this 873-nucleotide messenger RNA. The record is from RefSeq and is a predicted model, not a curated record. Lineage: Eukaryota; Metazoa; Chordata; Aves; Passeriformes; Sturnidae.
AUGGCAUCCAAAAAAACGAAGAGCAAGGAUGCAGAGGCACCGGAAGAAACAAGUGACACGGAAGAUCCGGUCAGGGAGAGGAAACUGCACCUGCAGGAGGAGUGCAGGACCCUCACACAACACCUGGACACGUACCUGGGCAGGGCCCAGCAGCUCCUGCACGCCAACAAACGCCUGGAAAAGGAAGCCCAGGGCACCGAGGAGCAGAGCCAGGCCUACCUGUCCCGCGCAGCAAAGCUCAGCCAGGACCCCCCGGGCAUGGUCAUCACCCUGAGCCACCAGAACUGCCGCGACCUGGCCCAAAUCCAGGCGCAGAAGGACGAGCUGGUGCCGCGGUACGCCGGCAAGGAGCAGCAGGUGAGGAGCGCCCUGGAGGACGCGGGGGCCGAGGCGGCGCUCCUGGACACGGAGCUGGCGGAGCUGCAGCCCUACGAGCAGCAGAAGGUGCAGGCGGAGCAGAAGGUGAAGGCGCUGGAGAGGGAGCUGCGGCUCACCAGGAUCCGCUGUGCCGAGCAAAGCCACGGCGCCAGGAGCGGGUUCGUGCGGGACAAGGCGCGCUGCGAGCAGGAGCUGCAGCUCAGGAUGCAGGAGCUCACCUGGGGCGCCGAGGAGGUGGCGCUGCAGGCUCUGAUGCAGCACGUGCAGCAGGUGAAAGCGGAGAACAGGCUCCUGCGCCGGGAGCUGCAGGGCCUCCUGCAGCACUGCCAGCUGCUCAGGGACACCCAAAGGCAGCGGCACGACCAGCACGAGCAGCUGCUGCGGGAGCUCCAGUGCGCCCGGCGGGCAGCGCUGCUCCCCGCGGCACGGCGCCCGCGGCACGGACCACCUGCCCUGCUGGCCCCAAAGCGCCUGGCCGUGCCCGGGAGGAACUGA